AUGCUGUCAGCCAGAGCAACUUCGAAGAAGGCCAUAAGUCUCUCGCGAGGCGCCACGAGAGGCCUGGCCACCGUUCAGGAUGGAGGCGCCGCCCGAACCUAUGGCGGGCUGAGGGACCAGGACCGGAUUUUCCAGAACCUUUACGGGCGAUACCCGGCCAACCUCCAGAGCGCCAAGAAGAUGGGUGAUUGGCACAAGACAAAGGAGAUUCUCCUCAAGGGCGACGAAUGGAUCAUUAGCGAGAUCAAGGCCUCUGGUUUGCGUGGACGAGGCGGCGCAGGCUUUCCCUCCGGUCUCAAGUGGUCCUUCAUGAACUUCAAGGGCUGGGAAAAGGACACGAAGCCGCGGUACCUGGUGGUCAAUGCCGACGAGGGCGAGCCUGGCACCUGCAAGGACAGAGAAAUCAUGCGGAAGGACCCCCAUAAACUCGUUGAGGGAUGUCUUGUCGCUGGUCGGGCGAUGAACGCUACCGCUGCCUACAUCUAUAUUCGUGGCGAAUUCUACCAUGAAGCUGCCAUUCUUCAAAACGCGAUCAACGAAGCCUACUCAGCCGGCCUCAUUGGCAAGAACGCCUGUGGCUCUGGAUACGACUUCGACGUCUACAUUCAUCGUGGUGCUGGUGCCUACGUCUGCGGAGAAGAGACGUCCCUGAUCGAGUCUAUCGAAGGAAAGCCCGGAAAACCAAGACUCAAGCCGCCCUUCCCUGCCGCGGUCGGCGUCUUCGGCUGCCCCUCGACUGUGGCCAAUGUGGAAACUGUUGCUGUUGCGCCAACCAUCUGUCGCCGUGGAGGAAGCUGGUUCGCUGGGUUUGGCCGCGAGCGCAACCAGGGCACGAAGCUGUUCUGCAUAUCGGGCCACGUGAACAACCCUUGCACCGUUGAAGAAGAGAUGUCGAUUCCUCUCCGCGAGCUGAUCGAGAAACACUGCGGUGGAGUCCGAGGUGGCUGGGAUAACCUCCUCGCUGUUAUUCCUGGCGGCUCUUCAACUCCCAUUCUGCCCAAGAGUGUCUGCGAUGACCAGCUGAUGGAUUUCGAUGCCUUGAAAGAUAGCCAAUCGGGUCUGGGAACAGCGGCUGUCAUCGUCAUGGACAAGAGCGCGGAUGUUGUUCGUGCCAUUAGCCGCUUGAGCCACUUCUACCGCCAUGAGAGUUGCGGCCAGUGCACACCAUGCCGUGAAGGCAGCAAGUGGACUGAGCAGAUCAUGAGCAGAUUCGAAAAGGGCCAAGGUCGAGAGAGGGAAAUCGACAUGCUUCAGGAGCUGACGAAGCAGGUUGAGGGUCACACUAUUUGUGCUCUUGGCGAAGCCUUUGCCUGGCCUAUCCAGGGCCUGAUUCGCCAUUUCAGACCUGAGCUGGAGGCUCGAAUGGAGAGGUAUGCCAAAGCCACAGGGGGUCCGGCUCUGGCUGGUGGGUGGGAGCAUGAUUCAAGGGCUCAUGGGAAACUGGUUUCUCCUGGUCAAUAG
This is a messenger RNA of Trichoderma reesei QM6a, 1461 nucleotides long. RefSeq lists its product as uncharacterized. The transcript has 3 exons. Bases 1 to 1461 code for a protein of 486 amino acids. The record is from RefSeq and is a predicted model, not a curated record. Lineage: Eukaryota; Fungi; Ascomycota; Sordariomycetes; Hypocreales; Hypocreaceae. Gene Ontology annotation, molecular function: 4 iron, 4 sulfur cluster binding; NADH dehydrogenase (ubiquinone) activity; NAD binding.